GUUGUAAAAACUGACAAAGUACCAUCAAUCCAAGUCCCAAAUCCCUAAAUUAUUGUCUCUUAAAAAUUAAUUGUACGCACAAAAAAACCCUAGCCCUCUCUCUUCACUCUCCUAAUCUCCCGCCACUCUCUCUCUCCACGUUCUCCAUUGAAGCGCCUUCUCAUAUUUCAAGCAGACAGUUCCUCAAAACCCUUCAAUGUUUUGAUUAUACUAUGAAAUAGGCUACAUUUACAACGAUUUCCUGUUUUGAAGGCGAUUGUCUCACAAAAAAGUAUUUUCUUGUUUAAUCAUGGAUUUUGUGGAUGAUCCUUUUGCUGAACCUGUGGUUGCCAAAGCUGUUGGUAGGUUUCAGCCCAAGGCUAAGCCACGACCCAAGAAAGGACCAUCUGUCGCGGUAAAAGCAACCAAAGAGCCGCCUGUAACAUCAGUUCUGCAAUUGAAUAAGUCUGAUGAUAAUGUAGAAAAGAAUUUAGAAGUUCCUAAAAGUUCAUCUAUAACAGACAAUGAAAGCUCAGGAUUGCCAGCUGAAGCAAAGGAAGUGGCAGGUUCUGCUGUUACCGGGAAUUCAGAAAUUGCUGGUCUAUCCACAAAUGAAGCUGAGACACCAACGGCGAAUGCACCUAGUGUUCACAAUGAAAAGGAGCUAUCAGAUUUCCAUAGUGUUUCUUCUGCCAGUGCUUCGCUUCUUAGGCCAUGUAAUGCACAAGCUGCUCCUGAUCAGUAUGAGGAUCAGACAUUCGAAAAUCAAGAAGGCUAUAAGGAAUCCAUUGAAUGUGGUGAUGGAGACUUACAGAUAGAUGUUGAGCAGCUGGAAGCAGGGGAUUUUUCUUGUCUCGACAGUUUAAAUGUAAUGACUGAGGGUGCUGCUGCUUCUGGAACUAGAGCUGUUAAAUUCAAGCCCAAGCCUAAGGCACAAAGUGAUAGACGGAAGAAAGAUUCAGCUGAGGCUGUUUCUCAUCUUCCGCGUUCCCAGAAUCUUCCCUCUGAAAGUGAGCAUAUGACAAGUAGUGGAUCAAUUCAUGCCGGAGAACCCAACACUGUGUCUGAUGUUGUACAUAUGAGGCUUGAUGGCGAUUUUUCCUUAGAUCCUUCUGUGUAUCAACCUGACACUGUAGUCUCUGAAGAUAUAGAUUCAUUUAUGCCUGAAAAAUUACCACAACAGAGUGGGGAGGACCAUAGAGAACAGAAUUCAUAUGAUGCGUUAGGCUCUUCUGCCAAAUCAGUAGAUGGAGGGGUUUUGUCAGCAUUUGAAGGAAAUGAAGAUGGAUAUGAACCCCAAGAUGGAAUGAAUGGUGGAUUAAACAACAAUAACAGCUCUUACGAUAAAGCACCUGAUAACUCGGCCCUAAAUAGAGAUGAAAAUAAUGAAGGUGGUUAUAUUGGCGAAGAGACUUUGCAAAAGAAACGGCCACGAAAGUCUAAGAAAGUUGCAGCUGAAAAUAAUAAACCGGCUAGAAAGAGGAAGAAGGCAACCCAGGAACUUAAUGAAUACGUUGAAAAACCUCCCAAGAAGUUCCCUCGUGCAACUCGACGAAAAAGAUGUGUGAACAAAUCCUUGCUUGAAGCACCAGAGGACGAACUGGACCUUCAAAGGGUUCCAAUCAGGGACUUGAUCAUACUUGCAGAGUAUAAAGAACGCCAAGCAAAGAAAGAAGCAGCAGCAGCUAUGCCACCACCAACCAGUGAGAGGAAUAAUAACCUGUCACCAGAGGACCUUCCUUAUGAUGAUAAUGAGUCAUUUGAUCAAGACGGAGAUAAUUACGAUAAUCCUUCGACUCUAAGGGUUCAAAAAGAUACAGGCUACUUUAACUAUCAGUCAUUUAUGACAAAAGAAACCAGAGCGAGGUGGACAAAGCAGGACACUGAAUUGUUUUACCAGUCUCUUAGUCAAUUUGGAUCAGAUUUAUCAAUGAUUCAACAACUUUUUCCUGGGCGCACUCGGCAUCAAAUCAAAUUGAAAUACAAAAAGGAAGAACGCCAAAAUCCUAUGAGGGUUAAUGAUGCUUUGACUUGUAGAACACAAGAUCUCUCACAUUUUGAGCUCGUGAUCAAAAGGCUGAAAGAACAAGCUGCACAAGAUGAAAAGAUUGAUAAUGAUGAUUCAGUUUGCGUAACAUGCGAGGACGAAGGGCCAGAGGAAGUUUUCAACGCUCAUGAAGAUGUUUCAAAUGCCAAGCAGAACGAAGAAGCUCAAGUUGUUGAUCAAGAGUCUCCCAAGUUGCAUUACAGUGAAGAUGAGGAAUUUGAUUGGAGUUCAUAUAAAAGUGAAUUAUAGCAUUUAAACAAAUUCAUAUUUUCUAUUCCUAACACCCUUUCUAUUUUUUGUAUGAUGGUGACGACACCUUUAUUGAUAGUUUGAAUGACAACCAAAUGCACGGGGAAGAACUAAUUCCUAGGUAGUAAAUCUUGAUGAGUUGUUUGGUUGACGUGACCAUAAAAAGUGGAGUUUUCUAGAAAAUUCUAGUUCCCACAAAAUGGGGAAGUUGAUAAUCUAACCUCAUUAUGUAAGCGGAACUUUACAUGAGAAAUCCGGCUUCUUAUGAUAGUUAUUCAAACAA
Molecule: messenger RNA, 2558 nt
Organism: Chenopodium quinoa (quinoa)
Lineage: Eukaryota; Viridiplantae; Streptophyta; Magnoliopsida; Caryophyllales; Amaranthaceae
Exons: 14
Coding region: 290-2275 (661 amino acids)
Biological process (GO): RNA polymerase III preinitiation complex assembly
Cellular component (GO): transcription factor TFIIIB complex
Molecular function (GO): TFIIIC-class transcription factor complex binding
Source: RefSeq, a predicted model, not a curated record